Molecule: messenger RNA, 843 nt
Organism: Bipolaris sorokiniana ND90Pr
Lineage: Eukaryota; Fungi; Ascomycota; Dothideomycetes; Pleosporales; Pleosporaceae
Exons: 3
Coding region: 1-843 (280 amino acids)
Source: RefSeq, a predicted model, not a curated record
AUGUCCCCAACCGUCGCCUUCCUCACCACCUUCGCCCCCCUCCCCGCCACAACCCCAUCAUCCCACGCGCACAUCAUAAAUGACUUCGCCCGCGGCACCUCGACUCCCCACCUCCAAGACGCCAUUGUCACUCUACUCUACAACGUCUCACCCAGCACACUCUCCACAUUCCUCGAACCCGACAUCAAAGAAUUCCGACUCGUACAGACACGUAGGCAGGGCAGAGACGCAGGCGAAGAACUAAUAGUUAUGAAACGAAGCCGUAAAGUCAUUGUAGGUCUCGCAACUCACUCCCCAGACCUCUUUGACACCCUCGAAUUCGACAACCUCGUUCGCUUGGAGAUCAACGCAGAGGGGGCGUGGAAAGUCAUGUAUGCGUCGUAUCGCGAUUACUUCUGUGACAGCUGGGAUGAUGUUUGGGACGGGAGGACGGUGAAUCGGGGGUGGGAUUGUCUCAGUUUGAGGGCGUGGGUGGAGGAUAAGAGGUUGGAGAGUAGGAAGCAGUUGGAGAUUCUUGCGGAGGAGUUGAUGUGGGCGCCCAUCAACAAUGCCUUCCAACACCACCUCCACCGCAAUGGACCUCUCCACGCCCCCCACCACACCAACCAGCAACCAGCAACCAGCAACUCAAAUACCGAAAACUACACCAUCGCAUUCCCCACCCUCCCACCAAACACCCCCGAAACACACGCCCACACCAUCAACCUCCUGACUCCUCCUGCGCACCCAAGCCUACAAGACACCCUCGUAACAACCCUCUUCCAAGUCUCUCCCUCGACGCUAUCCCGCUUCCUCGGCCCCACAGUGCACACUUUCAAAGAGGUUCUCGGAGAGGGGGGUUAG